Penicillium roqueforti is the source of this 768-nucleotide messenger RNA. RefSeq lists its product as uncharacterized. NCBI's taxonomy places the organism in Eukaryota, Fungi, Ascomycota, Eurotiomycetes, Eurotiales, Aspergillaceae. The record is from RefSeq and is a predicted model, not a curated record. Bases 1 to 768 code for a protein of 255 amino acids. The transcript is spliced from 3 exons.
AUGUUCGCCCUAGUGAGACCAGGUCAGCUUGCGAUAGUAGCUUCGGAUUCCCAGGAACCUUCCCAGACAGUUGAACUUCGGCGUCGAGAUCGACCUCAAGCUGUGGAACUAUCAGCAGAUACCGCGGGACGCAGUCCUAGUGCUGCCGCUUCAACUGCGCCAACUGAACCGUCUACUGCCGCUUCAAGUGUGCCAACGGAACUGUCUACUGCAGCCUCGAGGAAGUGGGUCAACGUAGGCCAGAGCGUGAACUGCCAAUGGUCCCCUAAUGGUAAUCUGUUCGGUAGCGUGUCUUUUGGAGAAGUCCAAUUAACCGCAUAUGUCGACGGAUACCUUAUGGGAGUCAAGAAAAGCGAUAUUUUUGCUAUUGUGGAGGUAAAGGCAGGAAUCCGGGACCCCGAGCAAUAUCCGUUGGUCGAGUGGCAAGAAGGCGCAGAAAUGGUCAGCUGGAUCAUGAAUGAUGAGGAGAAUCUGCGACAUCAUCCAUUCGAAACGCGCCUCUUGAUCUCUUUGAAUCGACAUGAGAUGUAUUUGACACUCGCCCGCUACCACGAGGACUACGUAAAGUUCCUAAAGGGAGAAUUUCAAGGGUUGAAGAGCUACCCCGAGAAUAGAUUCCUCCACUUGCACGAGUACGGCCCAUGGGAUAUCGGCAAGAAAUCUCACAUGAGGGACCUGGCCGAAAUCAUCGUAGGUUUCUCUCUCCGUGUCAAAGAUGAACAGGCUAGAUCGGCUGUGCCAUCAGGGAGUGGUCCUGACGGGGCGUGA